Messenger RNA from Ctenopharyngodon idella (grass carp), 1107 nucleotides. RefSeq names its product chromosome 2 C14orf119 homolog (gene c2h14orf119). NCBI's taxonomy places the organism in Eukaryota, Metazoa, Chordata, Actinopteri, Cypriniformes, Xenocyprididae. The transcript is spliced from 3 exons. The coding region runs from base 278 to 868 and encodes 196 amino acids. The record is from RefSeq and is a predicted model, not a curated record.
AUUCAGUAAGUUUCAUAAACGACUCGUUCAGUCCGAUUCGUCAGCGAGACGUUCAGACAGGUUUUGUGAACAAUGUGAAAAGAUCCGAUCCAAAAGAACGGUUCGUUUCACGAAUAGGACAUCACAACAUUGCAUAGCCCCCCUGUGUUACAGCCAAUGCGAGCGGCUUAUUGAACACAUCGAGCGGCUCCGCUUUCGCAAUUAUUUCCCCUACCGACGUUGAAAGUAACAACAUGCUUUUUUCGACGGAAGGUGACAAAUCCAACUAAGAAAAGAAAUGGCUUGGUUCCACCAGGCUUUACAAGGCUCAGGCCAGCCAGAUGCAUCCAUGAUGGCCCCUACAGUGGAUGAUCUUUCCCAUACACAGGUUUCUAAGCACACCAUUACACAGUUAGGAAUGUCUGAUGGACAAGGUUGGUCAACCCAUCCUCCAGUCUCCAUCACAGACUUUCCUCCUGCCUCAGGAGGCAUCGUCCCCCAACGUCUGGAAGCACUGUCCUGCACAUCCCUCAACGUGUCCUCCAGAGAAGACUCCGCGCCACUGUCUUUCGUGACGCUUCAGGAGCAACGAUGUGUACUCGGUUGGUUUUUCGGAUGGAACACUGUCCAGAAGCAACGCUUUCUGGAAGAUCUGAUCUCAAAGGCCGUGCCUGGAAAGGUGUCUAGUUUAUUAGACCAGCUCAACACACUACAGGUGAACGAUCGCCCACCCAACAUUUUUGAAUGCCAGUUAAGACUGUGGACACAGUGGUUUGAUUCGUGGAGUGAAGGGGAGAGAAAUGCCUUUUUGAACAACUUAGAGGAAAAGGACCCAGCCUUUGUUGCGUACUUCUAUAGCCGGGUUGCCGGAACAGCAGGCAGAGAUUGAACAUGCAAUGUUUUUAAUUUGUAUGUCCUUUUCACUCUUCAAAAUGUAACUGAAAUCAAGUCUCCUAUGGACUAUUAUACUGGGGUUUAACAGCUGAGCUUGGUAUGCAUGUGACCAUAGUUCAAGCACUAUGUUGACUCUCAGAAAGUUUGUGUUUGGAAGCAAAAACCUGUUGAUUUUCUCCUGUUUUUUUUUUUUUUUCCUAAAAUAAAAAAAAAUAAUAAUAAUGUUUUUCACUA